CUCCCACGAUUUUCCCUCCAAACAAGAGAAAACCCCUAAAUCUCAUCAGUCGGAGCUCCAGGUUUCGAGUUCAUCGGCGAAGAAUCUUCUCUUAGGGAGGAUAAUGGCGUCUUCGUCUUCAACCGGCGUCGGAGGCAGUUACGACAUGCCGUGGGUAGAGAAAUACAGGCCGAGCAAGGUCGCCGAUAUCGUUGGAAAUGAAGACACCGUCUCUCGUCUUCAAGUCAUCGCUCGCGACGGAAACAUGCCUAAUCUUAUCCUUUCGGGUCCUCCCGGAACUGGUAAGACCACAAGCAUACUGGCUCUUGCUCAUGAGCUUCUUGGCCCAAAUUAUAGGGAGGCUGUUCUGGAGCUGAACGCGUCUGAUGACAGGGGUAUCGAUGUUGUUAGGAACAAGAUUAAGAUGUUUGCUCAGAAGAAAGUGACUCUUCCCCCGGGCCGUCAUAAGGUUGUCAUUUUAGAUGAAGCUGACAGCAUGACAUCUGGAGCACAACAAGCCCUGAGGAGAACGAUGGAAAUAUAUUCAAACUCUACUCGUUUUGCUCUUGCGUGCAAUACAUCUGCCAAGAUUAUUGAACCUAUCCAGAGUAGAUGUGCCCUAGUCCGAUUCUCUAGAUUGUCUGAUCAAGAGAUACUUGGCCGUCUCAUGGUGGUGGUUCAAGCAGAGCAUGUUCCUUAUCUACCAGAAGGCCUCGAAGCAAUUAUAUUCACUGCUGAUGGUGACAUGAGACAAGCUCUGAACAACUUGCAAGCCACAAACAGUGGUUUUCGAUUUGUCAACCAAGAAAACGUCUUCAAGGUCUGUGACCAGCCUCACCCGCUUCACAUCAAAAACAUGGUUAGGAAUGUAUUGGAAGGAAAGUUUGACGGCGCUUGUCAAGGUCUGAAGCAGCUCUAUGAUCUUGGCUACUCCCCAACCGAUAUCAUCACGACCCUUUUCCGCAUCAUAAAGAACUACGAUAUGGCUGAGUAUCUGAAAUUAGAGUUCAUGAAGGAAACCGGGUUUGCUCAUAUGAGAAUCUGUGAUGGCGUCGGGUCGUAUCUUCAGCUAUGCGGCCUUCUUGCUAAGCUAGCCCUUGUUCGUGAAACCGCUAAAGCAGCCUAGCAAGGCAAUAUCAUGGCAUCUCGAGUGAUGAGAUUAGAUGGUUAAUGCUCGUAGUUUUGUUAGUUCUAUGGUUCCUUCAUUUGGAUCUUUCUUGCCUAAACCGUGUUUUCUAAAUGUGGAAAUGCUUGUGAAUGAUUCUUGAAGCUAAAAGAACAAAACUUGUUGAAGCGUAUUUUUCAUCUUUAAAGCUACAUAUGUAUAAGAUCUCCUUGGUUGUGUUGCA
Molecule: messenger RNA, 1328 nt
Organism: Tarenaya hassleriana
Lineage: Eukaryota; Viridiplantae; Streptophyta; Magnoliopsida; Brassicales; Cleomaceae
Product: replication factor C subunit 2
Exons: 7
Coding region: 104-1105 (333 amino acids)
Biological process (GO): DNA-templated DNA replication; DNA repair
Cellular component (GO): DNA replication factor C complex; nucleus
Molecular function (GO): ATP binding; ATP hydrolysis activity; DNA binding
Source: RefSeq, a predicted model, not a curated record